CUCAAACAGGAAACAUCAGUAAAGAGAAAAGAUAUGGCCUCCUACAUGAAGGCAAACAUAUUCUACAUUUCAAUCGGAUUUUGGCUCAGUUUAGGUGUUGAAAGCUACGAUACUUGGACAAACCAUGUAUUAACAGUUCAGUCUGGAGGAUCUGUCACCAUCCCAUGUCAUUAUGACAAGAAAUACACACAGCAGAAGAAAUCCUGGUACUCAUUGAUUGAUCAAACAUACACAUACACAAACACAACAGAGCAGAAUCUGUCAGUAAUUGAUCAUCCUGAUCAGGGUCUCUUUACUGUGACUAUGAGAAACCUGCAGGAUGAAGACACUGGAGGUUAUCGUUGUGUUGUUGACAUUGAAGGAAUAAUGAGCAGCACAUGUGAGGUUUAUAUCCAGGUUCAAUCUGCUCCUGAUGUGUCUGUUGUGAGCAGCAGUGUCUCAGGACAUGAAGGUGGUGAUAUCAGUGUUCAGUGUCUCUACAGUUCUGGAUAUCAGAAUGAAGUCAAACAGUGGUGCAGAUAUAAAGAUCAGAGAUGUUACACAGUGGGGAGGACUGACACAUCCCAGAAUCCAUCAGUGCAGAUCAGUGAUGAUGAUGGGAGAAGAUCCUUCACUGUGCUGAUGACUGGACUGAGACGGACUGAUUCUGGCUGGUACUCCUGCUCUGCUGGAGGUGUAAUGAGUCCUGCUCACAUCACAGUAAUAGAAGAAGGUAUAACUUAUUUAAUAUCAAAGUGUGAACACAGACAUCCGUGCUGA
Molecule: messenger RNA, 759 nt
Organism: Carassius auratus (goldfish)
Lineage: Eukaryota; Metazoa; Chordata; Actinopteri; Cypriniformes; Cyprinidae
Product: polymeric immunoglobulin receptor-like
Exons: 4
Coding region: 34-759 (241 amino acids)
Cellular component (GO): plasma membrane
Molecular function (GO): transmembrane signaling receptor activity
Source: RefSeq, a predicted model, not a curated record